AUGUGGGCGCCAGGAGGCCCGCCGGGGCCCGCGGGCUGGGACCGCCGCAGGGUGGGCGCCCGGCUGCGCGCGGCGCUGGCGGGGCUGCAAGAGCUGCAAGGGCUGCGCGCCCGGCAGCAGGCGCUCGUGCGGGGCGCCCUGGCCGCGCAGCCCCCGCCCGCGCCCGCCGCCCGCCGUGGGCCCCGCGCCCACGAGCUGAGGCUGGAGGCGGCGCUGGCGGCGCUGCAGGACCAGCUGAGCCGGCUGCGGCGCCAGGACGUCGGCCUGAAAGCCCAGCUGGACCAGCUGGGCCAGCAGAUCAGCGAGCUGCAGCUGGACGUGCGGAGGGCGUCCGCCGAGGGCCCGGACAGCGACAGCCGGCCCAGCUCGGGCUUCUACGAGCUGAGCGACGGCGGCUCCUGCUCCCUCUCCGCCUCCUGCACGUCCGUGUGCAGCGACCACCUGUCCCCCUCCCUGGGCACCCUGCUGCCUGCGGUGCCCAUGGCCAGGACCAGCGCAGGGGCCCCCCGGCCCUGGUCUGCCGAUGAGACCACCGUGUGUGGCGGACCCCCGCCCGCAUGGAGGCUGCCGGCUGCUGAGGAGGGUGCGGGUCCCACACUGCAGGGCGCGUCCCGGCCCCGGCCAGUGUCCACAGGCGACCUUGAAAGAGUCCUACCGGCUGAGGGGUGGCUCCUGGAGGCCAAAGCAGACACCACGUCCUCCUCCCUCCUCUGCCACAGGGCAGGCCUCCCGCCCCACGUACUGGACCCCAAGUACCAGCGUGACCUGGUGUCCGAGGGCGGCGGGGAGGUGUACCGCUUCCCCAGCCCCCUGCACGCAGUGGCCCUGCAGAGCCCCCUCUUUGUUCUGACCAAAGAGGCCCUGCACAGCCGCUUGCCGCCCCCCAGCAAGCCCCCUCCCGGCCCCUCAGGUCCCAGCUCAGGCUGGACUGGGCCGCUCCUCGGGGCCGGCUCCGCCCGGGCCUAUAUAGACAAGCUGGUUGCCCUGCGGGGCCAAGGGAGCCCCCCAAGAGGCAGUGCGGGUGAGCAGGGGCCCCCGGGGGGCGAGGGGUCCCCAGUCCAGAGAGCAGAGAGUGGAAGUCGCCCAGAGAGGCCGGCCUGCGCCCCGAGAAGGGCAGACACAGGAGGGGGGCCUCAGAGGAGGGAAGCGGGUAGGGACAGCCCCAAGCAGCAGGGACCUGCACCCCUCGUGGGCCCCCAGCACCCCAGCAGCCUUUCAGAGGACAGACACACGCCUUCUAGCAGCUGCGUCCGGGUGCGGACCAUCCUGGGCUCCGCUUGGCUCGGGGGCGAGUCCCCCGCCGGCUGCGCCCGGGCCCAGCCGGCCACCCCUGAGGGCGGGGGCGGCAGAGCCAGGCUGCCCUCCAAGGCCCCGGGGCCCUGUGUCCGUCCCCGCUCCGGUGCCAGCGGAGCCACCCCGGCGGGGCCAGGAACCAGCCACCCCAUGACAAAGGCUGUGCGGAUGGGGCGGGGGGCCAGCGACAAGGCGCCAAGGCCAGGGAGGCAGCCGCCGGCCUGGGGCGCCCUCCUAGCCCCUCAGCGUUCCCCAGCCUGGGGCGCUGGGCCCAGGGGGCAGCCCACCCAGGCGCGGGAGGCCCCUGGCCGGUCCUGCUCCGAGUCCAGCCUCUACCCUGUGUCCUUCCUCGUCCCCCUGCUGGUGGCCAGCCGGGAGGGCCAUGGGGCCUCGGUCCAGGCCCUGUUCUCCUUGGAAGCAGCCCCCGCGGGGGCCGCCGGCGGCGAGGCCCGGUGGAGGCAGCGCAGGUGGCUGUCCUCCGUGGAGAUCUCAGCCGGCGCCCAGGGCCCCGGGCAGGGGCCCCCCAGGCCAGCGACACGGAGAGGGGCCGGCCCGCGGCCCGCGUGCCCUCGGGCAAGGCCCAGGCUGCCGCGCCGGGACCCCCGGGCCGGGAGCGAGACUGGUGGCUCCGAGCGCUCCGCCGAGUGCCCCUCCCGGCUCCACUCCACCAUCGCGGAGAGCAGCGAGGGCGAGGCCAGCGACCACACCACCAACCGCUUCGGGGACCAGGAGUCCGGUGGCAGCGACGCAGAGGACAGUGUCCGGGGCACCGGGAGCCGCCCAGCCUGGCCCGGGGGGGCACCCCCACAGCCCCCACGGGCGCCCACCUGCUCCCGGCCAGCCCUCCCCACGACGCCCAGGCCGCGCCGAGUCAAGGCCUCCAAGGCCCUGAAGAAGAAGAUCCGCCGGUUCCAGCCGGCCGCCCUGAAGGUCAUGACCCUGGUGUGA
This is a messenger RNA of Pteronotus mesoamericanus, 2241 nucleotides long. RefSeq names its product dishevelled binding antagonist of beta catenin 2 (gene DACT2). Gene Ontology annotation, cellular component: cytoplasm. The coding region runs from base 1 to 2241 and encodes 746 amino acids. Gene Ontology annotation, biological process: negative regulation of nodal signaling pathway. The record is from RefSeq and is a predicted model, not a curated record. Lineage: Eukaryota; Metazoa; Chordata; Mammalia; Chiroptera; Mormoopidae. The transcript is spliced from 4 exons.